This is a messenger RNA of Culicoides brevitarsis, 1836 nucleotides long. RefSeq names its product protein downstream neighbor of son homolog (gene hd). NCBI's taxonomy places the organism in Eukaryota, Metazoa, Arthropoda, Insecta, Diptera, Ceratopogonidae. Bases 68 to 1768 code for a protein of 566 amino acids. The record is from RefSeq and is a predicted model, not a curated record. Gene Ontology annotation, biological process: nuclear DNA replication. Gene Ontology annotation, cellular component: nucleus. The transcript has 2 exons.
GUCAUAAAGUCACUUUGCUUCUAUUUAACUUUAAUUUUAGCUUAAAAAUAAUUCAAUCCCGUUCAAAAUGAAACGCGGGAUAUCGAAAACUACUUCAGCUCCUCCCUCAAGUGGUUGGAAGAAGCCUGAUGAGGUCAUAAAACUUCAAAGAAUCAAACAAAAGCAGCGAGCAUUGCAACAACGAUUCAAUGGACCACAGCAAUCAAGUACUUCAAAAACUAUUGAAACAAAUCAAAAAGAUGCCCCGGGAAAACGCAAAAACCCGUUUGGGAAAAAUUCUGAACCGGCAAAACGUCAAAAAAGUCUCGACAUGGAAGACAAUCUCACGACAGACGACUCAAUUUUCGAGCUGCUUGUCGCCACGAAGCACGAAGAAGUGAAAAAUAUCGAAGCAACGAAUUCAGCAACUUCCGUCCUGAGUUACGAGCAACGCGUUGAAGAGGCUGAAGAUGUCGAUGUUGAAGCGGAACGUCGUACUCCGAUGCCUUAUUUGCCGAUUGAUUGGACUUUAAAGUCUCGUUUGAGGUUUUUGUGUCGCACGCAAGUCCCGGGAAAUAAUUUGAAGACAAAUCAGGAGGCGAGUGGCUUAACGAGUUUCGUUCGUUGCAUCGAUCCGUCGAACACGACAGCUGGUCUGGAUAUUUCUCCGGGCUCGCAAUUCUCGAAGGGGACGUUUUAUUGGCAAUAUCCGCAUUUACCGUGGCUCCAAAUGUAUCCGAGAAACGCGAAACAAAAUCACGGAUUCAAUAUUGGGGAGAAAGAAGCGCAGGCCCUGCAACGAGAUUGGACUGAAGCGUUUCGGAGUCUUUUUCAACUUACCCGAUCUCGACAAUGUCCGUACUUUUAUGUGUGCGCGAACUCGUUUACGGUCCUUUUUCGUGCCGCCGGCAUCGGGGGAAGGGCUGAAACUCAUGCUUUUUUGACGCCAACCUCUCGCGGGAUUCGACAAGCGAUGAAAAGUGAGGAUAUUGAGUUCACGUUGCCACUGAAAAAGUCAAAUGACGCCAAUAAUCGAUCAAUUGACUCCACAAAAUCGCCAAAUACGAGCAAUUCUCUCGAUGAUACCGUUACCAAUAACACCACUUUAGGCACAAAUGCCAACGAUAGUCAGUCCUCGAGCGAAGAAGACGAAGAAAAAUGGCUCGAAAGCUUGGGUGUCGAAGCGGAACAAAUAAAACGCAUCAACGAAAAGCAUUUUCGCAAAAUUCAAAAUAACGAGUGCGAAGACGACUUCAGCGAAUCAUCAAUUGCCUUGGUAGAAGGCGUCGAUUGUCAAGCUUUUUUCAAUUUCCUCUUGAAUUCCAAAAGUUCCGUCGCCAAAGUAGGUCGCUUGGCGAAUAUUCCGCCGACACUUCUUGCUCCAGUUGCUUUUCAAGGAGCCUCGUUGCAACAACUUUCGCUUCGUUCGAGCAAAGUUCGCUUGGAUGGCGAAGAUUAUUCGAGUAUGGAAGUCAAAGGAGUCAUUUUGCCGCAUUGUUUGCCUUAUCUAGCGAACUUAUUGGCAGAAAUUAAAGAUUGUUUCAGUGCAACAGUGACGAGUCAUCCAGGCACUGCGGGUUUCAAUAAGGCAUCCACGAGACUGAUUGAAGACAUGGACAAGGAAAAUGCGAAGGCGUCGCAAUCGGAUAUGGUUUUUGGGCGGGAAAAUUUGUCGGAUUGCGGGCUGGCAACGCAUAUCGUUGAAGCAAUGUGUCGCACGACACCGCAGGCAAUUCAGAGUUUGGAUAAAAUGUGGUUCGUGAAGGAGCAGGGAGGGUAUUUGUACUGAAAAAUUAAGAAAAUAAUGACUGAAAAUUAAAUGGAAAUGUAAAAAAUUAACGAAAAAACGAUUAAAAA